CUGUGAUUCGGAAGCUGCGUGAGUUGGCCGGCUUAUGGUUGAAGUGACAACUUGUGCAAUCGUAUGUAGCUAGAGUUGGUAAACAUUUAAUUAAUCGCAACUGCCCUAUAGAAUCGAGGUAGGACUAAAGAGUGUCCGUAACGGUAUUUGUCUUCUCCAUAAGUGUAAGUUAUCGCUAUGGUUGUUAGGCAGUACAAUGAAGAGCUUAAGUAUUUGGAGAAGAUUUCGCCUAGUUGUUGGAAAAUUAAGAAAGGUUUCCAACCAAACAUGAAUGUUGAAGGCGUGUUCUAUGUUAAUAAUCACCUGGAAAAAUUGAUGUUCGAUGAGCUUCGCAAUGCAUGUCGGCCUGGCAUGGUUGGAGGCUUUCUACCAGGUGUAAAACAAAUAGCGAAUGUGGCUGCCUUGCCGGGUAUUGUAGGAAGAUCAGUUGGCCUUCCGGAUGUGCAUUCCGGCUAUGGUUUUGCCAUAGGUAACAUGGCAGCUUUUGAUAUGGGUGAUCCAAAAUCAGUCGUGUCUCCAGGAGGAGUGGGUUUCGAUAUAAACUGUGGUGUGAGGCUCUUGAGGACGAAUCUUCAUGAAAGGGAUGUUCAGCCUGUUAAAGAGCAGUUAGCUCAGAGCAUGUUCGAUCAUAUUCCUGUUGGUGUUGGUUCAAAGGGAAUAAUCCCUAUGAAUGCUAGAGAUAUGGAAGAGGCACUGGAAAUGGGAAUGGAUUGGUCACUUCGUGAAGGUUAUGUAUGGGCUGAAGAUAAAGAACACUGUGAGGAGUACGGCCGCAUGUUGAAUGCUGAUCCAAGUAAAGUCAGCAUGAGAGCAAAGAAGAGAGGACUGCCUCAGCUAGGUACCUUGGGAGCAGGGAAUCACUAUGCUGAGAUACAGGUAGUUGAUGAGAUCUACGAUAAAUGGGCUGCCAGUAAAAUGGGAAUAGAAAUGAAAGGACAGAUAUGUGUCAUGAUCCAUUCAGGAAGCAGAGGCUUUGGGCAUCAGGUUGCUACAGAUGCAUUGGUUGCCAUGGAAAGAGCUAUGAAACGUGAUAACAUUGAGACCAAUGACAGACAGCUAGCGUGUGCACAUAUUAUGUCCCCAGAGGGUCAGGAUUACCUCAAAGCUAUGGCUGCAGCUGCAAAUUUUGCGUGGGUCAACAGGAGCUCAAUGACAUUUCUCAGUCGGCAGGCUUUUGCUAAACAAUUCCGGAUGACACCUGAUGACCUAGAUAUGCAUGUAAUUUAUGAUGUUUCCCACAACAUUGCUAAAGUUGAGGAACAUUAUAUUGAUGGUAAACAGAAGACACUGCUGGUACACAGGAAGGGCUCAACUCGGGCUUUCCCUCCCCACCAUCCACUAAUUCCUGUGGAUUAUCAGUUGACAGGACAACCAGUGUUGAUUGGAGGUACCAUGGGGACCUGCAGUUAUGUUUUAACUGGAACUGAACAGGGUAUGCGAGAAACCUUUGGCUCAACCUGCCAUGGUGCAGGUAGAGCCCUUUCUCGGGCGAAGUCACGACGUAACUUGGACUACCAAGAUGUCCUCAAUAAACUAGAAGAAAUGGGUAUCUCAAUUAGAGUUGCUUCUCCAAAAUUGGUUAUGGAAGAGGCACCUGAAUCAUACAAGAAUGUGACUGAUGUUGUUGAUACAUGCCAUGAAGCAGGUAUUAGCAAGAAGUGUAUCAAAUUACGACCAAUUGCUGUUAUUAAAGGCUGACCGCAUGCCAGUUUUUCAAAAAAAGUGUCUGAAUACAGUAAAGUAUGUGUUACUGCAUUUAAAAUGCCGCAUUUCAGUAUGUGUGAUUGAAUGUAAAACAUCAUCUGUGAUGAAGAUGCAAGAAUUGUUUUGAACUUUAAGUUAUUCUGUACUUACCCACUGAUAAAUUGAAGUGUUAACCAAA
This is a messenger RNA of Schistocerca piceifrons (Central American locust), 1882 nucleotides long. RefSeq names its product RNA-splicing ligase RtcB homolog. Gene Ontology annotation, molecular function: RNA ligase (ATP) activity. Gene Ontology annotation, cellular component: nucleus; tRNA-splicing ligase complex. Bases 178 to 1698 code for a protein of 506 amino acids. The record is from RefSeq and is a predicted model, not a curated record. Gene Ontology annotation, biological process: tRNA splicing, via endonucleolytic cleavage and ligation. Lineage: Eukaryota; Metazoa; Arthropoda; Insecta; Orthoptera; Acrididae. The transcript has a single exon.